Messenger RNA from Ceratosolen solmsi marchali, 4890 nucleotides. RefSeq names its product hyaluronan synthase-like protein kkv (gene kkv). Gene Ontology annotation, biological process: chitin biosynthetic process. Gene Ontology annotation, molecular function: chitin synthase activity. The record is from RefSeq and is a predicted model, not a curated record. NCBI's taxonomy places the organism in Eukaryota, Metazoa, Arthropoda, Insecta, Hymenoptera, Agaonidae. Gene Ontology annotation, cellular component: cell septum; cell periphery.
GAGGGAGAGAGAGAGAAAAAGAGAAAUAGAAAGAUAAAGAGAGGAGCAGCAACCAGCUGCUGGUGAAAAGUAAGAAUGUCGAAAGGCCAUCUACAGCAACAGAAUGGUUCGGUGCCUGGUGGAGGUGGCGUUGACGGCGGCGGUGGCGCCGGUGCUGGCGGAGGCGGCGGCGGAGGUGGUCCGGAUGAUUUUUCGGACGACGAAAGUACACCUCUCACUCAAGAUUACGGUGGCAGCCAGAGAACUGUCGUCGAAACGAAAGGAUGGGACGUGUUUCGAGAUCCACCACCCAAGAUUGAUUCGGGAUCAAUGGCUAAUCAACGCUGCCUCGACAUCACAGUUCAGAUAACAAAAGCAGUUGUCUAUCUUCUAGUCUUCAUCAUAGUACUCGGCAGCGGUGUGAUCGCCAAGGGGACGAUCCUCUUCAUGACCUCGCAGCUCAAGGCCGGCCGUUCAAUCGUAUACUGCAAUAGACAAUUAGGUCGGGACAAGCAAUUCGUGGUAACGUUACCAGAAGAAGAGCGAAUAGCAUGGGUCUGGUGUAUCGUGAUAGUGUUCGCGGUGCCGGAAAUCGGCACGUUAUUCCGCAGUAUUCGAAUGUGCGUGUUCAAAUCAUGGAAAAAGCCCUUAUCCUCGCACUUCCUACUUGUCUUUGUCAUGGAGACAUUUCACGUGGUGGGGCUGGCAAUGCUGUUUCUGGCCAUACUUCCGGACCUCGACGUCGUCAAGGGAGUGAUGCUCACUAAUUGCGUCUGCUUCGUUCCUGGACUGCUCGGACUCAUGUCCAGGAACAAGAACAAGGACGAAUCGAGGCGGUUCGUACUGAUACUCGUGGACCUCGCAGCCUUGGCAGCUCAAGUGACAGGAUUCAUAGUCUGGCCACUGCUCGACACAAAAACACCCUCUCUUUGGCUUAUCCCACCCGCGCUUAUAAUGAUCUCUUGCCGAUGGUGGGAGAACUACGUGUCCGUACAAAGUCCAAUAGGUAUCAUAAAGACACUUGGCCGUGUGAAGAAGGAUCUGAUCCUGACGCGCUACUUCACCUACAUCUUCGUAUCAGUGUGGAAGAUCAUUGCCUUCGUCAUAAGUAGCAUGAUUAUCCUGCAUUUAAAGGGACAAAAUGUCGGGCAUUUAUUUACAAUGCUCGGGACGGCGUUCGGCGACCACAAGAUAACCGUACAAUCGGUGAGGCCGGUCGCCGGUGGAAUCAUUCCCGACAUCGUGGAAAUCCUACCUAAUGGCGAGACCGAAAUCGUCAGUGCAGACUUUCACACGCCUAUUUACGUGCUAUUGCUGUCCAUCGCCGGGGCCUACUUUAUGUACAUUUUUGGCAAGUUCGCUUGCAAAAUCCUCAUCCAAGGCUUCAGCUACGCGUUCCCGGUGAACCUCACCAUCCCGGUCUCCAUUUCGCUUCUUAUAGCAGCUUGCGGCCUUAGAAACGGCGACCCCUGCUUCUUCCACGGCACGAUACCCGAUUAUCUGUUCUACGAGUCCCCGCCCUUAUAUUUUCUCAAUGACUUUGUGUCGAAACAAUAUGCCUGGGUUUGGUUACUCUGGCUGCUUUCUCAAACAUGGUUCACCCUGCACAUAUGGACGCCCAAGUGCGAGAGAUUGGCCGCGACGGAGAAGCUGUUCGUUGUCCCGAUGUACGAUGGCCUUCUCGUCGACCAGUCGAUGGGGCUGAAUCGGAAAAGAGAUGAUCAACCGGAAGUCAAAGUUGAGGACCUAGCAGAGAUCGAGAAGGAGAAAGGCGACGGCGACUACGAGACGAUCUAUGAACAAACCGAUGGCACGAGCACUCCGCCGUCCGCGGUGAAGAGCAGCGACCACGUGACCCGAAUUUACGCGUGCGCCACUAUGUGGCAUGAGAAUAAGGAGGAGAUGAUCGAGUUCCUCAAGAGUAUCCUCCGUCUCGACGAGGACCAAUGUGCUCGGCGAGUCGCCCAAAAGUAUCUCAAGGUCGUCGAUCCGGACUACUAUGAAUUUGAAACUCACAUAUUUUUCGACGACGCGUUCGAGUUGGCUGAUCACGACGAGAACGAGACGCAGGUGAACCGCUUCGUGAAACUGCUGGUUGGCACCCUCGACGAGGCCGCCUCGGAUGUACACCAGACACGGAUGCACGUACGCGCCCCCAAGAAGUAUCCAACGCCCUAUGGUGGACGGCUCGCCUGGACUCUGCCCGGUAAAACGAAGAUGAUCGCCCACCUCAAGGAUAAAAGCAAAAUUCGACACAGGAAACGCUGGAGUCAGGUGAUGUACAUGUACUAUCUACUCGGGCACCGGCUAAUGGAGCUGCCGAUAAACGUCGAUCGCAAGGAAAUGAUCGCGGAGAACACAUUUCUGCUGACCUUGGACGGCGAUAUCGACUUCCAGCCGGCGGCCGUCAAGCUCCUUGUCGAUCUUAUGAAAAAGAACAAGAACCUCGGAGCUGCCUGCGGGCGUAUCCAUCCGGUGGGCUCUGGUCCGAUGGUCUGGUAUCAGAUGUUCGAGUACGCGAUCGGCCAUUGGCUCCAGAAAGCCACCGAGCACAUGAUUGGCUGCGUCCUCUGUAGUCCUGGAUGCUUCUCGCUCAUGGACUACAACGUCAUGAAGAAGUACACGACGAGGUCGGAUGAGGCCAGACAUUACGUGCAGUACGAUCAGGGCGAGGACAGGUGGCUUUGCACUUUGCUGCUUCAGAGAGGAUAUCGGGUUGAAUAUUCAGCUGCUAGCGAUGCGUAUACUCAUGCACCUGAGGGUUUCAACGAAUUUUACAAUCAACGUCGUCGUUGGGUUCCAUCGACGAUAGCUAAUAUUAUGGACCUUCUAAUGGACGCAAAACGAACGAUAAAAAUUAACGAUAAUAUCUCGAUGCCUUAUAUCUCCUACCAAAUACUUUUGAUGGGUGGUACUAUUUUGGGUCCGGGUACGAUUUUUCUCAUGUUAGUCGGAGCUUUUGUCGCUGCUUUCAAAAUCGACAACUGGACUAGCUUCUAUUACAAUAUUAUUCCAAUCUUAUUAUUCAUGAUUGUCUGUUUCACUUGCAAAGCAAAUAUACAGCUACUAUGUGCGCAAAUACUGUCAACGGCCUACGCGAUGAUAAUGAUGGCGGUAAUUGUCGGUACGGCGCUCCAAUUAGGAGAGGACGGCAUCGGUUCGCCCUCCGCAAUUUUUCUAAUAUCGCUAUCCAGUUCCUUCUUCAUAGCGGCAUGCCUGCAUCCUCAGGAGUUUUGGUGUAUCGUACCCGGCAUCAUCUAUCUCCUCUCUAUUCCAUCGAUGUACCUCCUGUUGAUACUCUACUCCAUUAUCAAUCUCAAUGUUGUAUCUUGGGGUACGCGCGAAGUCCAGGUCAAGAAGACAAAGAAAGAACUGGAGCAGGAGAAAAAGGAAGCCGAAGAGGCAAAGCGAAAAGCCAAGCAGAAAUCCUUACUCGGUUUUUUGCAAAAUGGUACUGGCAGUAACGACGAUGAUCAGGGCUCCAUCGAAAUUUCCUUAGCCGGAUUAUUCAAGUGUAUGCUGUGUACUCACGGUAAACCAUCGGAUGAGAAGCAGCAGCUCGUCGCCAUCGCCGAGUCCCUGGAGCAGCUCGGCAAGAGGCUCGAGACAAUUGAAAAAGCGGUAGAUCCGCACGGACACAUGUCUGGCGGUCGUAGACGCGCCUCGUCCGUGGGCUCGCGCUCGGCCGACCACCUGGGGGCCAUCGGCGAGGAUCCCGCGGAAGAGGACGGACGUGACAGCGAGACCGAGACCAUCGCCAGCCAAAACACGGACAAUAACCGGGAAUCCGGUUUCCCCUCUCGGCCUUACUGGCUCGACGACGAGGGCCUGAAGAAGGGCGAGGUCGAGGUCCUCUCCAUGCAAGAGGAACUUUUCUGGAAGGAUCUCCUCGAGAAGUAUCUCUAUCCAAUCGACGAGGAUAAGGCCGAAAAGGCAAGGAUAGCGGCGGAUCUGAUCGAGCUGCGCAACAAAAGUGUGUUCGCCUUUUUAAUGUUCAAUGCCUUGUUCGUACUGAUCGUAUUCUUACUGCAGCUGAACAAAGACCAACUACACGUGGUGUGGCCGCUGGGCGUCAAGACGAACAUCACGUACAUCGAGGAAACAUCGGAGGUUCACGUCACUAAAGAAUAUUUGCAACUCGAGCCGAUCGGUCUCGUCUUCGUGUUCUUCUUUGCUCUGAUUCUCGUAAUCCAGUUCACAGCCAUGUUGUUCCAUCGCUUCGGAACGCUGGCCCACAUUCUGGCGAGCACUGCCCUCGACUGGUAUUGUUGCAAGAAGUCGAAGGACCUGUCGGAAGACGCGUUGCUAUCGAAACAUGCGGUUGACAUCGUGAGGGAUCUGCAAAGGUUGGAUGGUAUGGAGGGCGAUUACGACGAGGGAAGCGGAAGUGGCCCAGGCAGGCGCAAAACUAUCAGAAAUCUUGAGAAAAGCCGUCGAAAAACGCAAGCUAUCAAUACUCUUGACGUUGCUUUUCGCCAGCGAUUUUUCAGCAUGGCCGAGGGACAAGGUCUUCCACGAAAUAUGUCGACGCGUCGAUCGACAAAGGCCUUCAAGGCUUUCGAGGGUCGUCGGAACAGCAUAAUGGCGGCUCAGCGCCGCAAGUCCCAAAUGCAGACUCUCGGAGCCAACAACAUCUACGGGGUGGCGGGCAAUCCGCUGGGGAUCCAACCCCGACCGACCCGCAGUAGCCAGAUAUCGGUGAAGGACGUGUUCGAGAAUCACGGGGCCCACUCGAAUGCCGGCUACGAAGCCGACGACAGUCCCAGAAACAGCCUGAGACUCCAGCCGCUGGUCGGCCAAGUCGGCUGGCGGGAGUCCAACUCGAACCUUUGAGGGGCUUUCAUUUUGACAGCCCACUGGCGAAGCCAUUAUGCUCGUAACUCUGUAUUAAGAGCGAGGGGUGGGGGUGUG